Messenger RNA from Trematosphaeria pertusa, 384 nucleotides. RefSeq lists its product as uncharacterized. The record is from RefSeq and is a predicted model, not a curated record. The transcript has a single exon. Lineage: Eukaryota; Fungi; Ascomycota; Dothideomycetes; Pleosporales; Trematosphaeriaceae. The coding region runs from base 1 to 384 and encodes 127 amino acids.
AUGAAGCUGGGUCUCAUUCUCGCUCUCGCGACUCUCGCGCUCGCCCAUCCCCCACCACCUGCUCAGUGCCCGCAGUGCAAGCCGCUGCCUCCCGACAACCAGUGCCACAUUACGACGUCGUGCACGUUCAACUGGGGCCAUACGGGACCCGGUGCGGCGCCGUACUACUGCGCUUGCCGCCACGGCUACCGCGCAACCGGCUACGAUCCGAAGGAUACCAGCAUUCAAUGGCGUCUGCCGUGGUAUGCGGGCCCGAAUGGCCAGCCGAGCCAGGAGGGACGCGUCUUCGUCAAGCCUGGUGUGAAUUGCGAUACGCUUUGCGAUAAGUGGUAUGACGGUGCGAAGGGGUGCCAGGAGGUUCAGCUGAGGUCAAAUUGUAUGUAG